UCAGUUUGGAAUUCGUUUAGCUAUGGCCACAACAACAGAGGAGGAGCAGCAGCAGCAACAGCAGCAGCAGAAGCUGGCACAAAAGGAGCUCGAGAUCUAUGAGAACUUUGCCACACCGUUGCCGGGCACUUUUCUCAAUUUGCCACAUGAGUCCGUGCUGCUCAAAUGUCCUGCCUGCGGCAUCAAGGAUAAGACAGUGCUGGAAAACGAUCUGAAAUGGUGGGCCAGUGAACUAAAUCGCAUUGUCGGCUGUCUCUUUGUGACCUUCUGCUGCUGUUGCUGCCUGGACUACAUUGUGCCCUGCAAGCAAACCGAUCGCAGUCAUUAUUGCGGCAACUGCGGCUGUUACUUUGGGCGCGCUAUGAAGAGACGAGCUCCACUCAAAAUUAAAUAGAGCGACAAACAACAGUUACAUUUAACCAAUAAAAAUUUGAU
Messenger RNA from Drosophila hydei, 435 nucleotides. RefSeq lists its product as uncharacterized. The coding region runs from base 23 to 394 and encodes 123 amino acids. NCBI's taxonomy places the organism in Eukaryota, Metazoa, Arthropoda, Insecta, Diptera, Drosophilidae. The record is from RefSeq and is a predicted model, not a curated record. The transcript has 2 exons.